Anastrepha ludens (Mexican fruit fly) is the source of this 1758-nucleotide messenger RNA. RefSeq lists its product as uncharacterized. The transcript has 3 exons. Gene Ontology annotation, molecular function: catalytic activity. The coding region runs from base 1 to 1758 and encodes 585 amino acids. The record is from RefSeq and is a predicted model, not a curated record. NCBI's taxonomy places the organism in Eukaryota, Metazoa, Arthropoda, Insecta, Diptera, Tephritidae.
AUGAUAUUAUGUACGGAUAAUCUUUAUUUCUUGUGUUUCAAUAUAACUGCUACAAAUACUUUGAGUAACAAUAAAUGCCAAUUCGCUCAAGGCGAAUUAAUUAGCUCUUCUAAUGAUACUACCUUGUAUAGAUAUGCCUUGCCGAAAAUAGUAACAAAGAAUUUUCGUUCGAUCAGAGAGGAGGAGGAAAGUGACAAAUCUCACCGUCUACUACCAGAAUGUUCGCGGUCUACGCACAAAACUGUGAAUUUCUCAAAGCCACGUCAAUUAGUGUACAAUUACGAUAUCAUCUGCAUUACCGAAACCUGGCUACAGCCCGCUAUACAUGACGGUGAAGUACUGGACCCCACUUACAACAUCUAUCGCAGAGAUCGUAACCAGGCAACGAGUGGUUGUCAGCGUGGAGGAGGUGUGCUCAUAGCUACAAAACGGCACAUUCAAGUAGAAUCGAUUCAAAUCAAGGAGAACAAUAUUGAGGAACUCUUUAUUAAAAUUAAGAUUAACAAUGACAAUCUUAUUUUAGGCUGUGUCUAUAUACCGCCACAUACCACGUACGAAGCCUAUCACACGCACUUAUCUGCUAUCUCUUUUCUUUCCGAUAGCUUCCAGAAUGCCAGUCUAUUGGUCCUUGGUGACUUCAACAUGGCAAGUAGCUCACCCAGAAAUGAAUGCACGAGAUUGUUAUACGACAGCUAUUCUACAUCCGGAUGCAAGCAAUGCAAUCGUGUAUUCAAUGAGCAGGGAAACUUACUUGACCUUUGCUUCAGCAACACCGGCACAAUCCCGUAUGGAACUGUUGCUCUGGUUCCUGAGGACAAGUAUCACCCGGCCCUAGCCUUUCAGCUCAACUUCCAGCCUAGCUUAACACCGGUCGGUAUCCCUAACUAUGCUUUCAAGAAGGCGGACUAUGCCAGCUUGAAUGUCUUUUUUAUGAGAACCAAUUGGACAGAUUUAUACCAGCAAAAAUCGGUUGAUGAAAAACUGCGUUGGCUCUACAACAUUAUUCAGGAAGGUGUUACCCAAUUCGUGCCGGUUUACUUCAGCAAACCCAGUAGAUUUCCACCUUGGUUUUCUAGGGAAUUAACUGAGAAAAUCAUCCUGAAAAAAGCAGCGCACACACAGGUAGAAGGGUCACUGAAAGAUGAUACCAAAGCGUUCUGGAAUUAUAUCAAGGAUAAGAAGCGAGGAAACAGUGACAUUCCAGCAUCCAUGGUCUGGGAUAAUCAAUCAGCAUCAAGUGGCGUAGAGAUCAGUAAUUUAUUUGCACAGUUCUUUAAAAGCAUAUAUGCACCGGUGUCUGACGAUAGCGUAACCCUAGCACACUCACACCCUUACACGCAAUCGGUAAACUUAAAUGACUUUGAGGUUACCUUUGAUAAUGUCUUCAAGCAACUGAACUCCGUAGAUCCUAGUAAAGGUGCGGGACUUGAUGGCCUACCGAAUGCCUUUCUUAAGAACUGCGCCAAUGGCCUCUGUGAAACGCUGACACACAUUUUCCAAUCGUCUCUGCAGUGUGGUGUUUUUCCUACAGACUGGAAACUCUCGUACAUCAGCCCCAUUCAUAAAGAAGGUCCAAAGAAAACAGUCACGAAUUAUCGGCCAAUCUGCAUUCAGUCGGCCUUGGCUAAACUUUUUGAAAAGCUGAUCCUACCGAAACUCUCUGCUGCUUUUGAUCCAAUCAUUACCACAAGACAGCAUAGUUUUAUUAGUAGCGUUCAACGUCAACUAACCUUUUCGCCUACACCAACUAUCUACUGA